Molecule: messenger RNA, 333 nt
Organism: Morchella importuna
Lineage: Eukaryota; Fungi; Ascomycota; Pezizomycetes; Pezizales; Morchellaceae
Exons: 4
Coding region: 1-333 (110 amino acids)
Source: RefSeq, a predicted model, not a curated record
AUGCACCAGAAGAAGCAGGUAGUAUUAUCACCCGUGACCGCUAUAUCACUAGCUAGCACCAAGGCACUGCAGCUGCAUACUAACGAAAAUCUGCCAGAGAACGCCGCUGUUGAGAUCGAGGAGCCACUGGCUUUUGUGUUUGACACCUGUAUCUCAGCUUCGCUCAGUAGUAGAUAUGCCCUGAUAUAUACUAUCGGACUCCUUACGUACCACCUGCUAUACAAAAUCAUGUCGUUCGAGAUCGUUUCGUAUCCUUUCUUCUCCCGCGUGGUCGUGUUUCGGUUUCGUAAUAUAUACCGUUUAUCUCUGAGUUGCCUCAUGCACCCGCUGUAG